Pocillopora damicornis (cauliflower coral) is the source of this 2573-nucleotide messenger RNA. Its product is annotated as presenilin-1. Gene Ontology annotation, molecular function: aspartic endopeptidase activity, intramembrane cleaving. Gene Ontology annotation, cellular component: gamma-secretase complex; membrane. Gene Ontology annotation, biological process: Notch signaling pathway; protein processing; calcium ion homeostasis. NCBI's taxonomy places the organism in Eukaryota, Metazoa, Cnidaria, Anthozoa, Scleractinia, Pocilloporidae. The record is from RefSeq and is a predicted model, not a curated record.
CAGGCUGGUAUCGAGGGAAAAGAGGAAUGUCGUCACUGUUUUCCGCCAUGAUGGUUUUACAAAAUCGCUAAGCCUCGUGCAGUUGAGGAAAUUUUACGGCUUUCGUGAAAGGAAUCUCUGCUUGAAGUCAGUGCCGAUGUUUGAGAUAACAGAUACAUGAACGAGGACGACGUGGAUGAAACAACCAGUCUAAUGUCGGGCGAAGUAGUCACUCAGAGUUUUCGUGAUAACAGAAACAGUGACCGCCGGAGUCGAAGAAAUGGACAAAAUAACCAAAUAACAGAUACGAAUGAUGGGCCUGAACUGUUUGAAGAAGGUGGUAAUGAAAGGCCAUCAAGGGCACGUCAGAGAAAUCAGGGCAGAGAGCAAAGGGUACGAGAUGUAUCGCCCAAUGAUAGUGAAAUGGAUGAGGAGGAGAUGCUCAAAUAUGGAGCCAAGAGUGUUAUGAUGUUAAUAGUUCCUGUUUCAACCUGUAUGUUGGUUGUUGUGGCAACUAUAGCAUCAGUCACAUACUAUACACGGAGAGAAGGCACAUACCUUGUGUACACACCAUUUCAUGAGGAUGGAAACAUAAGCCAGGCAAGGAAGGCUGGAGAGGCAAUAGCAAAUGCCUUCAUAGUGAUUGGUGUUGUUCUGGUUCUCACCGUUUUCCUUGUGCUGCUUUAUAAGUUCCGAUGCUAUUGUGUAAUAUCAGGAUGGUUGGUGCUAUCGUCUUUAAUGCUGUUAUUCUUCUUUGGCUACAUUUAUUUCCAAGAGGUGCUGAAGGUGUACAAUGUAGCAAUGGACUACUUCACAUUAUCAUUGAUAAUCUGGAAUUUUGGGGUUGUAGGAAUGAUUUGCAUACAUUGGAAAGGACCUCUUAGAUUACAACAAGCAUACCUUAUCUUAGUUAGUGCUUUGAUGGCUUUGGUUUUUAUCAAAUUUUUGCCAGACUGGACUACUUGGGCAAUAUUGGCAGCUAUUUCACUCUAUGAUUUGUGUGCUGUUCUAUGUCCCAAAGGGCCUUUGAAGAUUUUGGUUCAAACUGCACAAGAACGAGAUGAGCCUCUCUUCCCAUCAUUAAUUUACUCCUCCACCAUGAUGUGGUCAAUUGGCAUGGCUGAUAGAGACAACAGUGAAGGUGCAGGAGCAAGAGUGACAUCAGUCACACGAGUUGAUUCAGAAGACGAGGAGGAAUUACUAGAGUCUACUGAAGGGGAAGGACCCACAAACGAGACAAACGAGGCUGCAGAAAAUGCUGUGAGGGCCCUGGGUUCACGAGAGGAAGAACAACAAUCACCAAAUGAUGGUCAAGAUAGUGAAGAAGAAGAAAAGGGUGUAAAACUAGGCCUUGGAGAUUUCAUAUUCUACAGUGUUCUGGUUGGCAAAGCAUCCUCCUACAAGGAUUGGAACACAACAAUUGCUUGCUUUGUAGCUAUACUUAUUGGUCUGUGCUUAACACUCCUCCUCCUGGCAAUCUACAAAAAAGCUCUACCUGCCUUACCAAUAUCAAUUACUUUUGGACUCAUUUUCAACUUUGCCACAACUGAGCUGGUUAAACCAUUCAUGGACAGCUUGUCAAGUCAGCAGGCCUUCAUUUGAGCUUUUGGAACAUAAACAAUAUUAUCAUAUUUUGUAUUAAAAGCUGCAGAGAGAAAUGGCUAUUGAAUUAGAAUGCUUGUUAUUUUGGGGGCAAUCCGUGUUAGUAAUGAGGCUGUAUUACUGUUAUUUCAAACAUAUUUUUCUUUUCGUAAAAAAAAAAAAAAAAAGUGAGAAAGGAAAGAAGCAUGGACAUAAUACAUUUUCCUUCACUCAUGACAGAAAUUUCAUCUCCAAAUUUCAUUGUUAAAUUUGAAGUAUUUAAUAUGUACCUAUCUUGAACAAACUUUUGUGAACUUCGCUUUUAAACUCUUCCAAUUAAUGGUAACAGCAUCUAAAUAAUAGUUCUUCAGAAAUCACAACACAGGUGGUAGUUUCUGAAUUAAUAAUGAUGAUAACAGUAAAACAUGGCAUCAUAUUCUAUAAUGCUACCACUAAGGGUGUACAGUAUUUUUCCUUUUUUUUCCAAAUGCCUAAAUACACAGCCAUUUGACUGGCUUUUGUGGAAAAAUCAUUGUUCUGGUAUUGUUUUGGAACAUCAAUUCUGGUCCCUUAAUGAUUGCCUAGAACUCAACAUAUGAUUGCUAUUUUUUUAGUGGUGAUUAACAUUUUGCCUUCUCCUUUGUCUCCCUUUCUGCAAACUUAAUUCCUUAUAUUUUGUUGAUAAUUAACUUUUGUAUUGAUGUACCAGUCAUGAAGUAGUUAUCUUUUGCUGAAUUGAAUCAAUCGAAGCUUUAGUUGGGACAAUCUUGGAAAAAGUUUUAACCCUUUAAUUCUUAAGAUCUGAUUGUUACUUCUCUCCUUUAGCUGCUACACAUUUCCUCAUAAAUUAGUCAAUUAAUUAAUUAAUUAAAAGGGUUAAAAAUAAUGAACAAACUUAGUGGGAAAGCAAAAUGUUCUUGUAAAUACCAAGCAAUGAGUUCAAAUCGAAAUCAUUUAGUUUCCUUCAAUAAACUUAAGCGAGUAGUUUAUGCAGUAAAUUAUUUAAAAAUGAA